Molecule: messenger RNA, 1282 nt
Organism: Pyrus x bretschneideri (Chinese white pear)
Lineage: Eukaryota; Viridiplantae; Streptophyta; Magnoliopsida; Rosales; Rosaceae
Product: EPIDERMAL PATTERNING FACTOR-like protein 3
Exons: 3
Coding region: 169-537 (122 amino acids)
Biological process (GO): guard cell differentiation; stomatal complex development
Source: RefSeq, a predicted model, not a curated record
CAAGAAGGCAGAACAGAUAUACCUCUCUCUCUCUCUCCCCUGCAUCUCCAUCCCCCCUGCCUCUCUCUCUCUCUCUCUCUCUCUCCACAUCAACAAGGUAACAACCUACUAAUUACUGAUCCCACAAAACAGUUCAUCAAUAUUGCCAUUUGGAUAUUUCCAACAAAAAUGAAGAGAAAGACAUGCUGCAUUAUUCUAGUUGCUACUCUUCUGUGUUGGGUUUCUCUUACAAGCAGGCCUUUUGCAUCCUACGAUGCUCCACAUCAACAAGCUAAUCAAACAGAGAAAACCCCAUAUUCCCAAGGAGCUACAUUUGACUCAAAACAGGGAGUCGAGGAAGGCAUGGGAGGAAGAAGGUAUAGAGGGCUGAGUAGGCUGGGGUCAAGGCCACCCAACUGUGAGCAUAUAUGUGGAAGCUGUGAGCCAUGUGUUCCAGUUCAGACACCCACAACCACUGACCACUUUGGACUUCAAUAUACCAAUUACAAGCCUGAAGGAUGGAGAUGCAAAUGUGGUUCUACUUUCUUCACUCCAUGAAAGUAUUGCUCUAUUUCAAGCCGUUUUCCGGUAUAUGUUUCCGAAUAUAAGAUACACCGGAACAUAUUAUAAUUUUUGCAAGCUAUCUCAAGCUUCAAGCUCUUGCUAUGUAUAAACUGAACAUUUUCGUUUUUGAUGUUUUUUUUUUUUUUUUUUCCUUGAAGCUUUACACAGUUAGGAGUCUACACAUUUGUAAAUUAUUGCAAUUGGAAAUUACUCCUGCGCAUUUGUACAAAAUGUUCUUCAUCCUCCAAAAAAGUUGAACUUAAAGAAGGGAGUGUUAACCAAACGCUCUUGGUACUGUUCAUUCUUAAUGUUAAUGAUAUUUUUACUUUAAAAAUUCACUUAUGAUACUAUUUACAUACAACAUCUUUUUGUCAUUUUAGCAAACCUUUUUCAUUAAUUUUCUUUUUAAAGAAAACUAAUUUCCCUAAUAAGAAAAAAAAUGGUUUUAGCAAAACAGUGUUUAUUUUCUAUUAUUUACAGUUGACGCGUAUAGACUUGACUAAUUAUUGCACAAAUAUUUGUUUUUUAUUUUUAUUUUUUUUAUGAUCAUGCAAAACGAUUAUUUGUACGUAAAACAUACCUUUUUAAGAAAAUAAAUUAAAUAUAAGUGUCCGAGUACGUUUUCUUGUGACGCAUCUAACAAAAACAUAAGACAUUUAUCUGAACGAUCUCACUUACCAAUUAAAAGUGAUUUACACUUUUCCAAGUAAAUUCGGACGGUGUAAUUGAAAGAGAGGUG